This is a messenger RNA of Prionailurus viverrinus (fishing cat), 906 nucleotides long. It is a transcript of the gene INCA1, whose product is annotated as inhibitor of CDK, cyclin A1 interacting protein 1. Gene Ontology annotation, biological process: negative regulation of cell population proliferation; negative regulation of cyclin-dependent protein serine/threonine kinase activity. Gene Ontology annotation, molecular function: cyclin binding; cyclin-dependent protein serine/threonine kinase inhibitor activity. NCBI's taxonomy places the organism in Eukaryota, Metazoa, Chordata, Mammalia, Carnivora, Felidae. The record is from RefSeq and is a predicted model, not a curated record. Gene Ontology annotation, cellular component: cytoplasm. The transcript is spliced from 7 exons. Bases 77 to 817 code for a protein of 246 amino acids.
GCGACACCCUCUCUCUCUGCCGCGCGCCCUCCCCGGCGUUCUAGAAAGCCGCCGCGCCGCCGCCACCUCAGCGCCAAUGAGGGGACUCGGUCCAGCCGCCCAGCCCAGGCCAGUGGUGCAGGGAGAGGACGGUGCAGACGACCUCAUCCCCUUCGCCAAGUGCUCCAGGGUGGUCAGCCGACCUGCACCACCCCGCCUGCCUUCCCAGAGCCUCACGCUGAUGCCCCAGCGGUAUGGAGACCUCUUCUGGGAGAGCCUUAGCCAAAGGCCCAGCCCCACCUGGACGGAAGAAUGGCACAUCCCUCCCACGCCGAGAGCCACUGGUUGCUCCCAGCCUGGCCUGUACCCCCUUGAGAGGCUCCCACCCCCUGAGGUGCUUUGCAGAAGAAAGAGAAGGAGGCCACAUUUGGCGGGAAUGCAGCAGGGACCUGCGGGCAUCCCAGCCCAGGUGAGGGCUGUCACUUAUCACCUGGAGGAUCUAAGGAGGCGACAGAGAAUCAUCAAUGAACUGAAGAAGGCUCAGUGGGACGUCUCGGGGGCCGCACCUGAGCCCCUGGCACCUGCCACUGCCGGCUACGGAGUCCCCAGCGCCACCGAGUACCCGGGUCUGGAAGAGGCGAGGGCUACCUAUCCACAGGAGGGCCACCCUCUCACCACUGGCAGGACCCAGCUGCUCUGGUCCCCCUGGAGCCCCCUGGGCCUGGGGGGGUCUGGUGUCCCCAGACGACUGGGCUCUCUGGCCUCCUACAGCGCUGUCCCAGCGGGCAGGAACCGCCUCCGCUCCCCCUGGGGCAUGGAGGUGCAGUCUGCGGAGUAAGGAGGAACCCCCAGGCCCUAGGUGUCCGCGCGCUGCCUGGUGGGGGGAGGGGGCGGGCAGGCUCGCCGGCAGACCUGGAGCCUCCCCCU